Messenger RNA from Pipra filicauda (Wire-tailed manakin), 2600 nucleotides. RefSeq names its product basic salivary proline-rich protein 1-like. The transcript has 14 exons. The record is from RefSeq and is a predicted model, not a curated record. The coding region runs from base 399 to 2246 and encodes 615 amino acids. Lineage: Eukaryota; Metazoa; Chordata; Aves; Passeriformes; Pipridae.
GACCGGGGGUGGGCGGGAUGGCUGUACCUGGUACCAACACAUCUGCCCACUGCUAACGAGGUCCGGGGGCGUCACUGCCAGCGGGGAAUACAGGGAGAUAAGGGGGAGGAGAGGCUGGAGGCGCCUGGCAGAGGUGUCCAGCGCCCGGCCGGCGCAGGAGGUGGUGAGUUGGAUGGGCAGAGAGUUUGGGAGACCCUCUGAGCCUCGUCCCCAGGGCUGCUGGGGAGCGGUGAUGCUGCAAGUGGGGCCCAAACCCGGCUGCAGCGGCAGGAGGGGAUCGGGACGCGCUGGGAAGUGACGGACACGUUGGAAGGUGAUCGGGACAGGCUGGGAAGUGACGGACACGGGCAGUUCCAGCAGCCCCCGGCCCGUCCGCGUGCCGGGGCCGCUCCUCCCGCAUGGCAGCAAAGCGGAUCCCACACCCCCGAGGGCCCCUCUCCGCCCCUCUCCCUCUCCUGGGACAGGGGCCAGGACGUCCUUCGGGCAGGAUGUUCCCACCGCCGGGCUGCAGGAGGGGCUUCCCCAGGGAGCCCUGCCCGUGGGGGGAUGGAGCAGGAGCAGGGCCGUGCCCCCCUCACGGCCCCGAGGACGCCUGGGAUGAGCCGCCCUGGAAGCACCGGCGCAGGAGGGGCCGGGGCGGAUGGUUCCGGCCCAGCCCCAGGGACCCCAGACCUUUCCCUGGCCCUGAUGGCAUCCCUUGGAAUGAGGAGGAGGAGGACAGGAUAUGGGCACCCCACGACUACCCCCCAGCACCCCCCUGGGAUGACAGAGAAGAAAUCCGAGGACCUGUGGAUGACUUUGGAGAGGGCUGGGACCCGUGUCAUCCCAGGGGUCCCAGACCCUUCCCUGGCCCCAAUGGCAUCCCUUGGAACGAGGAGGAGGAGGACAGGAUAUGGGCACCCCACGACUACCCCCCUCCCCCCUGGGUUGGCAGAGGACCUGAGGAGGACUUCACACAGGACUGGUUCCCGGAGUGGCAGCCUGGCCCCUGUCCUGAACCCCCCUUGGAGGAGGAGCAGCCCCCACCCUGGCAUCCUGCUGGCCCACCAGGGAGACGAGGGGGGUUCCAUGGUGGGGGCCCCCCCUGGGACUGUGACCCCCCCUGGGACUGUGACCCCCCCAGGGGGAGACACGGCCGACACCUUCGCAGGAGCCGCCGGGAGCUGACCCUGAUCCCGUGUGGGUGGGGUCCCAGACCCCCCAGAGGGCACAAACCACCCUCCAGGGCCUCUCCUCCCCGCCCCAAGACGAGCCAGCCGGCGGCCAGGAAAGAGCUGCAGCCCCCUGAUCCUCCCCAGCCACCCGUGUCCCCCCAGGGUCCUGUGGAGAGGCCGGAACAGAGCCAGGACCUGCCAGAGGGGAGUGGGGAGGUCCCCAAGACCCCUGAGCCGGCCAGGACCCCUCCAAGGAGCCCGGCCACUGAUCCCUGCGCUGCGGGGCCGGAGCAGGCGGCUCCGGGGACACCGGUUGAGCCAGGAGCUGAGCAGACACCUCUGGGCAGCCAGGACCAGGAUCCCUGUGCUUUGGGAGCGGAGCCAAUCCCACUGGAGGAGAACUCUGCCGGGGCAGGGGAGCACCUCGAGGUAGAGCGGGGCAGUCCAGCUGUCCCCGAGGCUGGCACAGGUGAUGGGUCACAUCCCCACAGCCCACCAGCCCCUCUGGAUCCCACUGAGAGGGAACACCCGGCAUCCAGCUGCUCUGCAGAGGUGGGUGCUGAGCUGAGCCCACAUUCCCAGGGAGAGCAGCGUUUGCCAAGUGGAGCUGGAGAAGCCGAGGCAGAAGCUGCCCACGGUGGGCUUCUCGAGAGCCUUCAGCCACCUGAAAACUCUCAGGUCCUGCCAGGACCUGCAGCAGAAGCUGAUGCAGAGCCCAGCCAGGCUUGUCCUGAUCUCUGCACCUCACCAAGGACCUCACCGGAGCCCCAGCACUCUCCUGGCUCCAGUGAGACAAACCUGGCUGGGGAUGGACAGCAGCAGCUCUGCUUCAGCCUCCCGACGCCCUCCCCAUCCCGCCAGGAUCUCCGCUCCGCCGCCGUCCUCGCCAGGAAGGAGGCCAUCGAGCUGUCGUACCAGCGGUUCAGCCUCAACUUCGCGGUGGUGGCCACGAUGCUGCUGCAGAAGGAGCCCUCCAUGGAGGCAACCCUGGGGCUGGCACUCAGGGCCAACCUGCGCCAGGGCCGGAUCCACCACCUGCAGGAGCUGGAGAAUUUCAUCGACAGCUACGACUCGGCCACCCCCAGCCCCUGAGGAGACACCCCCCCUCCAGCCAGGCUGGGAGGGAUGGGGGGCCAUGUCAGGGCACUGCUGUGCUCAGGUGGUGCUUAGCCUGCCGGUCAGGGUGGCAUGGACAUGUUGGCAGUCCCAUAUCCCUUGGAGAGGGAGGAAGGUGGGGGUAUGCUUAGUUUUAGCCCUGCCCAAACCUCUGUGUGCAGCCAAAGGAGGAGCUGGUGUUACUGGCUGGUGGUGGGAGGGAGGGAGAGCAGCAGCCCCUCUCCUCCCAUCCAGUCUCCUCACUCAAUUCCUGAUUCCCCGGGAUGUGCCCACAAACCCCGGGAGUUGUUCUUGGUUUAAAAUCUAAAAAUAAACCCUGUUCUUGUUGCA